ACCAGUUUCAGAUUCAUUCAUUCUUGAAGAGAAGUAACCACCAUCACGCGUUAUGUAACAAAUGAUUCCAACGAAUGGGUAAACGUUCAUAUAUGACGCUUGAAUUCUCUGACGGAGGUUAACGAAUGUUGGCGUGACGGUUAAUUGUAGCGAUCGCGAUCGCGAUCAUUGAAGAGGGGUGAAUGGAGAAGUGAAUCUGCGUCGUAUUCCUUUUCGAAGGUUAUGCAAGGUGAUGUUUUGAAGACCGAACUUCCUUAUUUUGACAUAUGCGUAGCAAAUAUUCCUUAGCAAAUAUCGUCUCCUCUCACAUUCAAGUUACUCAACCACCAACCUGCAUUUAGGUGUGCAAUCAUAAUGUUCCAAAGAGAAUUUGCCAUGAGAUUGGUCGCUCAACCAGGCGAUAGACUCUAUUGUCGUCUUACUGUGAACACACAACUCCAUGCCCGAAUCUCCCACCUCCUCAAAGUUGGAAGAAACAAUUUCCGACCUCCCCCUAAGGUCGAUUCCUGUGGUACGAAUUGAGCCUAGAAAGCCUCAUAUUGAAGUUAAGCAAAAGGAAUGGGAUGGAUUUUUAAGGAUUUGUUUCAACAGAAUGAACAAAACACUUGGCUCAUUAUUUAGGCAAAAGAAUGUGAUAUCUAUGCUUGAAAAAAACUACAACACUGUGCAGGCAUUGAAACUUGCACAAGAAGGCUCGCUUAAGGAAACAGAUGCUAAAGUGGAUUUUUCCAAUUUUGGUGAUUUUGAUUAUGACGAUCAAGGUAUGGAGGUGGACGAUGACGGAGUAGAUGAUGAUGAAAUGGAUGUUGAGGAUGGUGGCACAGAUGAGGUGCAAUCCGAAUUCAAAGAAAAGGUUUUAGGUGUUUUGAAAGAGGGAGAUUUUGAAGAGAAGAUGUCAUCCAAACUCACCUUGCAGGAGUUCCUAUACUUGCUUUCUCUAUUUAACAAAGCUGGCAUUCAUUUCUCCUGAAUAUACAUUUAUUCUUUCCUAAUUAUAUUUUUUCACUUUUUAAAUCAUAUUUUGGAAUUCAAUUUUUUCGAAAAGAGAG
Trifolium pratense (red clover) is the source of this 1049-nucleotide messenger RNA. Its product is annotated as ribosomal RNA small subunit methyltransferase-like. The record is from RefSeq and is a predicted model, not a curated record. The coding region runs from base 440 to 970 and encodes 176 amino acids. Lineage: Eukaryota; Viridiplantae; Streptophyta; Magnoliopsida; Fabales; Fabaceae. Gene Ontology annotation, cellular component: mitochondrial matrix. Gene Ontology annotation, molecular function: rRNA (adenine-N6,N6-)-dimethyltransferase activity. Gene Ontology annotation, biological process: rRNA methylation. The transcript is spliced from 2 exons.